Messenger RNA from Triticum aestivum (bread wheat), 1327 nucleotides. RefSeq lists its product as uncharacterized. The record is from RefSeq and is a predicted model, not a curated record. Bases 306 to 1040 code for a protein of 244 amino acids. The transcript is spliced from 6 exons. NCBI's taxonomy places the organism in Eukaryota, Viridiplantae, Streptophyta, Magnoliopsida, Poales, Poaceae.
CCGAGGUCGAGCACGAUUAGGUUUUCCGAGGCGGCCGUCCCACUCCGCUCCUGAGCUCCAGCCACAUUUCUGCGCCGCUGGCCCCGCCGUCGCACCGCGAAUCCGGAGGCGGUCGGCACCCCCAGCCUCACUCGCUCACCGCUAGAGGCACCCGCGCCAUCUGCCCUGCUUCUCACAAUGCCCGCUGUCGCAGGGCGGAGCCAGACGAUUUCGCGACCCCAGGCAGCCUAGACCCACGGGCCACUCCACGGCUCAUCAUCAUCACCUGAUCUCCCUCGCCGAGCUCUUUUGGCCAAGGGAGCACCAUGGACCUGUAUCUGAAUCCAAAUCCUGCUGAUGAUACUACUUUGGAGUUCAACCAAACUGAGCUGGACCGUGUCUAUGAGGAUGUGCGCCAUUACAUAGUGGGAGUGCCUAUGGAUCCCGUUGCCGCAGGGUUUAUUCUUGGUUCGACGAGGGUUCAUGAUGUCAUUGCCCUUCACUCCUCUGUGGUCACUGCGUUGCCUGAUGAGGUUCGGUAUGCUAAUGGUGUGGUAGCUGGUGUUGACAAGGUUGGACAAAUUAAUGGCGAUGUUACAAUUCUGUAUGCAAAGCGCAUGGGCAGUCCACUCCCACCAAUUGGAUUUGCAGAUCUCUCUCCCAAUGAAAAUGAAUGUGAAAAAGUGGUGACCUUGUUCCCAUACAAGGCCGGAACCGCAAUUUUCAAGGGACAUAUCGUGUUAAAAGAUUCCACAUCCAUGACGUCUGGGGUCGAUGCGGUGGUCUUGCAAGCAUCCGUAGGCACGUUUGCCUUUAGCUGCCCUUACGCCGCCGCUUACUCCACAAAGAACAUGUAUGAACUACUUGAGACGCAGGCUCUAACUGUUGGUGCAGCUGUAUUCAAUCUACAGGGCAGGGUCGUAGGUGUGCUGAGUGCAUGUGGUAUGACUUAUGAUGUGAAAUUGGCGAACAAGACAGGAUACCUGAGUGAUCUGUUUCUGAGACUCCAAAACAAUCAAGUGGAUGUGAACUGGCUGAAGGGGGAAGAUGUACGCUAUUAGGAGCGAGGGCGACUAAUAUCUGAAGAUGCUCGUUGCUUUGUUACUUAACUAUAUAGCUGUUGUUACAUCCUAGACUAGAGGUUUUUGGCGAGCAUCAUGAAUCACGCACCUUCAUUCCUGGUUGGUGGUAGUAUUUCUGAGGCGUAUCAGCUUGCUUGUGAGUUUCCUUAGCUUAGCACUGAAAGCACCAGACGGCUGUGUGGUGGUUGUCUCGUUGAUUGACUUUCUCAGUAGCAGGAUCCGGAUAUCGAUCUUUUUGCAUACCGAUGAUGAUUUGAAGCGAUUAA